Molecule: messenger RNA, 2350 nt
Organism: Aspergillus eucalypticola CBS 122712
Lineage: Eukaryota; Fungi; Ascomycota; Eurotiomycetes; Eurotiales; Aspergillaceae
Exons: 2
Coding region: 1-2340 (779 amino acids)
Biological process (GO): rRNA processing
Cellular component (GO): nucleus
Source: RefSeq, a predicted model, not a curated record
AUGGCCUACAUGUCCAUGUCCCUCCAUGCCGUCAACCACCGGUUGACCAACGUGCCUGUCAAGCAACUACCGCAUCUCGCAUCAUGCCUCGCAUCCUCCAUCAGCAAUUGCGGGGAGUUGCUGUCAACUCCCCAAAGCCAAAAGUCGGGCAAGACGGACUCGGACAAUGCCGUUCAGAUUCAUAAGCUCAUCACUCGCUUGGGAAGUCUGCUGCAGGACCGCACGUAUGAAGGUCGCUGGACCGCGGUGGUGCUUGUGAAGGCGCUGGUCGAGGCUGGCCAGUGGGAGAUUCUACGUUCGAGCGAACCGUUUGUUCGGGGGUUGAUCAGCAUUUUGGCUAAAUCCGACCCCGUUUCUACGAAGAAAAUGUGCAUCAUCACCUUGACUCGCAUCUUCCACCUGACCUACCAAUACCCGACCCUCGUUCGCGAGAUCACCACUCCGGCUCUACCAGGCUUCAUCACCUCGGCGCUGAACCUGAUCUCUGUCAAGCCAUCUUCUGAGCCCGUCCGGAGACUCAAGCCGAAUACUCCCUUCGUCGAAGUUGUCCUCCAAGCUGUUAAUGAGCUGAUCGCAAGACACCCGACUAUCUUCCGUCCGUUCACCGCGCAAAUCCACAGUCUCCUUCAGGUCAUCAUCGGAUCCACGUCGCCCACGUUCCCGGAACAUAUCUUGGAAAUCGCUCAGCAGCUGUUCAUCUCCCUCCACAACUGCGCCCCGAAGAACACCGGCGGCGAUGAAUGGAAGAGCGCUUGUCGCAUGACCAUUACCUCCGUGCACGCAGCGUCUUCUUACGUUCUGAGGGCCGUCGUAGAACAGUGGGAAUCCGUCGACCCGUCCCUGCGACAGAUGUCGCAACCGCAGAACUACAGCCAGGAAGUGGGCAACGGCCCUGACGCUCUGGGACUUGAGAGCUGGCAGGGUCUGAAUUCCGGUGUCAACCGGUUGGUUGUGCUCUUGCGCAUGCUUUCUGGAUUCGUCGGCACCGCUACUGCUUCUACCGUGACCAUUCCGGUGGGAGCGAUCCUGGAUCUGACAUCCCGACUGAACAUGGUGGUGUAUCCCUCCGGUAGCAGCGACAUCCAAGCCAACCCCCAGAUUGGCCGCGCGGAGCGCGAGCAGCUGCUCACCGAACUUCCUCGCAUCCACAUCGCAUGCAUGAAGCUCCUCCUUGAUCUGGUCAAUGCCCUCGAAACCAGCGCCAUCCCCGUCGCACAAACCAUUCUGGAGCAGGCAUUGUGGGUUUUCCGCGCGGAGCAGUUCAGCCGGGACGUCCGCACCGCCGUGUACGAUCUGGUCUGCGCCUUGCUCACCCGCAUCGGUCCCUCCAUGACCAAGCAGAGCGUGUCUUCCAUGGCCUUCAUCAUCCGCAAAUGCUGCCACGACCUUCUCCCUCCCACUGGCAACCAGAACGCAGCUACCGAGAAGCCCGACCCCAAGUCGAAGAACAAGUCCAGCAGCCAAGCCACCGUCAACGCCGACUCCUUCCUGAACCCCGGCCUAAAACAAGUCCGCCAGACCAGCUCCUCCUCGUCCUUUCCCGACCUCACACGCGCUGCUUCUGAGCUCCUCGCCGCCACGCUGACCCACACACCAUCCGAAUUCAUGUCCCCGGCCCUCCGCGCCGAAGUCGACCGCACCCUCAUCCUGACCUCAGACAAGAACGCCAUGCUAGCCAGCGUCCUCAACCCCUUCCCCGCCAUGCAAGGCCGUGGCGUCGGCACCAGCAUCCUCCCCUUCCUGGCGCGCAGCCACCCCGCCGAAACGGAAGUGGAAUGCCUCAUCCGCCCGCGCAUGCCUGUGGUGAUGACCGGCUUGACAGCCAACGGCUACGUGCCCAUGGAAGAUGACGACGACGAAGAUGAAGACGAGGCAGUCACCGCAGUCCCCGCAUCUACAGCAACCGGGUUCCUCAAGCCCACUCCCACCCCUACCCUCCAGCACGACGACAUCAUGGACGUGGAGAAGGAUAUCCCCUCCCCACCAAGCAAGCGCAGCUACGCCGAUGAGGUCGAACAGCCUGCGGCACCAACAAUCGCAACGACAAGUCCCAGCUCGCAGAGCAAGAAGCCCCGCUUCGAACCAAAGGCCGCUGCUGUAACCCAGCCUCCUCUGGACGCAGCAUCUCCGGCAACAUUCACCGGCACGGCCGCUAUCUCUGUCCCUACGUCUUCUAUCGCUGGACCGGCCCCGGUGCAGACGCCGAAGCCGGCUCAGUCUUCUAUUGCGAAGCCAUCUGCCUUGGCCGCAGCUGCCGCAGCAGAUGAUGAGAGUGAUGAUGAAAUGCCCUCUUUGAAUGUCGACCCGGAUACGGAAGAUGAGGAUGAGGAUGAGGAGUAGAUGGAUGAUU